AUGGAAGUUGAACUCAUUUCCAAAGAAAUCAUAAAACCAUCUUCAUCAACACCUCCUCACCUACGAACCUUGAGACUCUCUCUCCUUGAUCAAAAUGCUGGCCUAUGUCAUACACCAGUCAUCCUAUACUAUCCCAAGAGGGAUGCAAAUUUCAACGUCAAUGAGAAAUUGAUUAAUCAACUCAAGGACUCACUCUCAGAAACACUCGCUCUCUUCUACCUGCUUUUAGGAAGAGUCAAAGACCGCCUCACCAUCGGCUGCAACGAUGAGGGGAUCCUCUUCUCAACUGCUCGUGUCAAUUGUGACAUGGCCGAGCUACUUACUGCACAAUCACCCAAUCUUCAGUCUUUAGGCUACCUUCUAUUGGAACAAUCUUAUGUAUACAAUAAAUAA
Molecule: messenger RNA, 393 nt
Organism: Camellia sinensis
Lineage: Eukaryota; Viridiplantae; Streptophyta; Magnoliopsida; Ericales; Theaceae
Product: akuammiline synthase 2-like
Source: RefSeq, a predicted model, not a curated record